AUGCGAGAAGAGGUGCUGAAAAAGGUGCUUGCCCCGGUGCCGCUGCUCAGCAGCUGCGACAAGGAGAACAUGCUCUUCGCCCAGGUCAAGCAGCUCGUCACCAAGGACUAUGAGGCCCUGGAAGAGCAGCUGGACACGGCCAUCGAGCUGAUGACGCUGGGCGGCGUGACGGAACAAGCAAAAUUGGCCCACCUCAACGCGCAGCUCCACGAAUACGAGAAGCUCGACGGACUGCGCAAGAAGCUCGAGGCGACGACGGCCACCCGUAAAGACAGUUACCGGGCGCUCUGCAAUGGCCAGUACCCCUUCGAAUUUCAACGAGCGACGGUGCGGACGCCGGAAGAAGACGCCGACAUCAAGCGCACCCCGCAGUCGAAGCUCUCGCUGUGCGCCUCGUUGGAAGGGUCGGUGUGCCAGAACAACCGCUCGACGAGCUUCAGCGGCUUCUCCCAGCCCCGCCCCGUCAUGCUCUCGCUUGAUGACACGUGCGACGGCUUCAGUCAAACGCGUGCCCCACUGGAGAUGAUGGCCGAGUCGCCGGCCAUGGAACCGCCGCGGAGUGUGCAACGACGAAAUGGAGUGCCCGUUCCGCCCACCCUCAGCGAGUUCGGCCGCCGUGCCCUCGAGCAGGAU
This is a messenger RNA of Mesorhabditis spiculigera, 633 nucleotides long. NCBI's taxonomy places the organism in Eukaryota, Metazoa, Nematoda, Chromadorea, Rhabditida, Rhabditidae. The record is from the annotation of a GenBank genome assembly.